AUGUCUGAUUUUGCUGAAGCUAUUAGAAUUGCAAGACAAUAUGUUACAACUAUAUGCCUUAAUAUUUCACUUAAGAAUGAAGCUCCAUUUAUUAUAGAUUAUAAAAAGAAAGAAAAAGGCAAAGCAUUUGAUCUUUACCCAUUCUUUUCUACACUAAAAAAGAGUGCUGAAACACCUGGAUCAAAUUAUUUACUUCAGGAUUAUGACGAGUUGGAAGAGAAAAGGUUACGACCAGCAGAACAUCUGCUUAUGCUAGAUGCAGUGUCUAAUCUAACGUUGAAAAUCGAAGAAAAUAACAAGAAUCUCAUUGAAACAAUGAAUAAAAAUACCAUAUUACAUAUAGAAGCAAUAAAAGGUAUAAGAAAAUCAGGAGAAUCCAAGGAAAGUUCUGAUAGUAAUAUUAUUG
This is a messenger RNA of Funneliformis caledonium, 406 nucleotides long. The record is from the annotation of a GenBank genome assembly. NCBI's taxonomy places the organism in Eukaryota, Fungi, Glomeromycota, Glomeromycetes, Glomerales, Glomeraceae.